This is a messenger RNA of Brassica rapa (field mustard), 2504 nucleotides long. Its product is annotated as expansin-A22-like. NCBI's taxonomy places the organism in Eukaryota, Viridiplantae, Streptophyta, Magnoliopsida, Brassicales, Brassicaceae. The record is from RefSeq and is a predicted model, not a curated record. Gene Ontology annotation, cellular component: extracellular region. Gene Ontology annotation, biological process: plant-type cell wall organization.
UAAUUAUUAUUAUUUUUUUUACCUUUUAAUUUUAAAAACAAAAUAUAAUUUGACAAUAUUUUGUUUUCUUUUUUUAAAAGAUAUCGAAUAUAAAAUAAGACAAUCUUAUUGGUUGGUGAACCUAGAGGUUCACCCUAGGGGGUGGACCUAAGAAUACAUCUCUUUGAACUGGUGACUUCCCCAGUUGUAUACAUCCAUUGUGUCUAGCAAUCAGGUUAAUCUAUUGCCAGUUAGUAUAGCGACAAACAGACAUCAAUUUGUAUACAUCAUAGCUAAAGCCCAAGAAUAUGUUAUAUAUACAAAAUUCACAAUUCAAAUCAUUUAAAACGUAAGAUACAAAACGUCAUUGCAUGUAUAAUUGAAAAAUGAUGUAAAAUGUAAAUAAAACUAAAUUAUUUAUUUUUACAUUUUACUCCGCUCAAGGCAUUGCAUGUAUACUGCUACUACCUAGUGUUUGUAGUAAAUCUUCAUCGUUCAGUAAACGUUCCAUGAUGGUAACUAUAGGAGAUAUAUAUGAAUAUAAUGUAAAUAUAUUCUUUCCUUAUUGUAGAGAUAAGCUCAGAGUCAUCCUUUGUAGAUAAACUCAUUCAACCACAUUCUUUCUACUCUAUAUGGUCUCAGAACGUAUCUUUACAAUAAGGAAAGUAUAUAUUUACAGUGUAUUCAUAUCUAUCUCCUGUAGUGACAUAAUCAUAAAAAGUGUGUAGUGAAUUAUAUAUAUAUAUAUAUAUUAGUCAUCAAUCAAGUUUAAGUUAAAAUUAUAGUUAAGAAGAGAUAGAAGCAUGAAACUCAACUUCGAAAAAAUGAUGUAUGUAAAAGUUCUGAUGAUGGUAAUAGCGAUAUGGUUCGUGCCCAUGACCUACAGUAAUGAAGCCCAAGCACCCGCUGGUGAUGUAGCCGAGGCACCCGGAACCGACAGAUUCAACAAUGAUUGGUAUGAUGCACGAGCCACAUUUUACGGUGACAUCCAUGGUGGAGACACUCAAAUGGGAGCUUGUGGAUACGGUGAUCUAUUUAAACAAGGCUAUGGUCUAGCCACGGCCGCGUUGAGCCCGGCGCUCUUCAACGACGGCUACACGUGCGGGGCUUGUUACGAGAUCAUGUGCACGCGUGAUCCACAAUGGUGUUUGCCCGGAUCCAUUAAAAUCACAGCUACAAAUUUAUGUCCAGCAAAUUACACCAAGACGACAGACAUAUGGUGCAACCCACCACAAAAACAUUUUGAUCUCUCAAUGCCAAUGUUCCUCAAGAUCGCCAAGUACAAAGCUGGGGUUGUCCCGGUUAGAUACAGACGUAUUCCCUGUACGAAAAACGGUGGUGUCAAAUUCGAAACCAGCGGAAACCCUUAUUUCUUAAUGAUCUUGCCGUACAAUGUAGGAGGCGCCGGAGAUAUUAAUGCCAUGCAGAUUAAAGGAAGCACGACCGGAUGGAUAAACAUGAGGAAGAAUUGGGGACAGCACUGGACCACCAAUAUUGUGUUGACCGGACAAGGUUUAUCAUUCAUGGUUAGAACAAGUGAUGGGGUUGUUAAGCAAUUUAUGAAUGUUGCACCAAAUAAUUGGGGAUUUCAACAGACAUUUGAUGGAAGGAUUAACUUUUAGGAGACUGGUUUGAGAUUUGUUAGCUAUAUGUCUUAUAGCUCUACAGAAUUAUACAGAUGUAUCAGGUGCAAAAUUUACAAUAAUUAAAAAGACAACACUAAACAAAUGAGAUUUCCUUUACAAAUAUAUUAUGUGUUGAAUUCAUGCAUUUGGUUUAACUUCAACAUCACUAGUCUUUUGACAUAGCAUUCCGCUCGUUUUGAUUCCAACUAUUCAGCUUUUUUUGCGAAGUUUAUGUUUUUCCCUUUCUUAUAACUCACGACCGCACACUCCCAAGUCCCAAGUCUUAUAUGUGUAGAGACAUGGUGGCUACAUCCUACAUAGUACACAUCAUAUGCUACCAAGUUCCGGCGUCUUAUAUCGAAUUAAGACUUCAAUCCCAUCCGGUUGGAAGCUUAUAUAUAUAGAAACUCUCGUAAGUGCCCCUAUGUUUGAGUAAUGACAAGAUUGAAAGAUUACUGAAAAAUGAAAAGUCAUAUACCUAUUUUUCCAUAAUUUUGUUCUCACAAUGUAAACUUAGAAGUUAUACACACCAAUUGGACCAAGUACAAGGAAAAUAUUUCAUUUCACGGUGUUUGUUACUAUCAUCUAGUUAAGUUAUUUUGACAGUAUAAACCUUUUGAAGUUUUAUUGUAGUGAAAAUUACUCGGAUUAACUCUCAUUUAUUAAGUAAUUACUAGAUUAAUUUUCUUUCAUAACCAGAUGAUGAAAUCACUACAAGAAAAGAUGAUAUUUUCUGACGGACAUUUUUUUUUUUUUUGGUAAAAAUGUAAAGAUAUUAUUACCAAGUUUUUCAAGGUUUCGACAGAAAUACAAUAGAGACAAGAAGCGGACGAAAGAAAAUAAAACCUAAAUAACAACUCGAUCUAUCUAGCUGAAACCGACCCAACAAACAAAACCGCU